CCGGUGCGCGGGCGCGGGGUCCAGGCUCCUCCUCCGCCGCCGCCGCGCCGGGGAUGCUGCGGCCGGGCCGGCUCCGGGAGCCCCGCGGAGCCCCGCGCCGCGCCGAGGAGCCAGCGGCCACCCCAGGCUCGGCGCUCCCGGCCGCCCCGCGGGCUCUGCUAUGAUCUGUCGGCGCUGGGAGCAGCAUGGGCAGCGUCAGCAGCCUCAUCUCCGGCCACAGCUUCCACAGCAAGCACUGCCGCGCCUCCCAGUACAAGCUCCGCAAGUCCUCGCACCUCAAAAAGCUCAACCGCUACUCGGACGGGCUGCUCCGCUUCGGCUUCUCGCAGGACUCCGGCCACAAGUCCGGCUCCAAGAGCAGCAAGAAUGAGGAUUUCUUCUACAUCAAGGUCAGCCAGAAGUCGCACGGCUCGCAGCGGCCGGACUACACCGCCCUGGGCGGCGGCGAGCGCGGCGCGCCCGCCGGGACCAGCGCGCUGGACUUCGGGGCGCCCACGCCGCAGAAGCUGAUGCCUUUCCCCGGCCAGCUGGAGGUGGGUGGGGAGAAGCCGCUGCCUCGUCCCACGGCCUUCAAGCCGGUGCUGCCGCGCUCCGGGGCCAUCCUGCACUCGUCCCCCGAGAGCGGGGGGCCCCUGGGCCAGCAGCUGCACCCCCCGGAGAAGGGCAAGGAGCAGGAGCUGCGGCCGCUGCCGUGCUCGGGGGGCCUGUCCGACUCCGGCCGCAACUCCAUGUCCAGCCUGCCCACGCACAGCACCAGCAGCAGCUACCAGCUGGAGCCCCUGGUCACCCCCAUGGGCCCCAUCAGCCGCUUCGGGGGCUCUGCCCACAACAUCCUGCAGUGCGCCAUCAUCCAGGACAGCAACAUGAUGAGCCUCAAGGCCAUGUCCUUCUCCGACGGUGGCAACAAGAUCCUGAACCCCGGCAAGGCCCCCCAGCACCGCCUCGCCGCCGAGAAAAGCGCCUGCGUGCGCUCGCCCAUCGCCACGGAUGAAUCCACCAUCCAGGAGCUGGAGCAGAAGCUGCUGGAGAGGGAGGGAGAGCUGCAGGAGCUGCAGUCGAGCUUCGAGGAGAAGGAAAUCAGCUCCUGCCAGGCCUACGAGGAGAAGCAGCGGCGCUGCAAGGAGGAGCUGGAGGGGCUGAAGCAGAAAUGCAACAGCAAGCUCAAGCAAACCUCGCAGAAGACGCAGAGGACGCAGCAGGUGCUGCACCUGCAGGUGUUCCAGCUGCAGCAGGAGAAGCAGCAGCUGCGGGAGGAGCUGGAGAAGCUCAUGAAGGAGCAGAACCUGCUGGAGACCAAGCUGAGGUCCUACGAGAAGGAGAAGACCAGCUUCGCCCCCGCACUGGAGGAGACGCAGUGGGAGGUGUGCCAGAAAUCCGGGGAGAUCUCGCUGCUGAAGCAGCAGCUGAAGGAGUCGCAGACCGAGCUGACCACCAAGACCACGGAGAUCCUGAGCCUGAAGGCGCAGCUGAAGGAGGUGAGGCUGAAGAUGGAGGGGCUGGAGAUGAAGACGCAGGAGCUGGAGGUGUCGCUGCGCACCAAGGCCAUGGAGCUGGAGGUGUGCGAGAACGAGCUGCAGCGCAAGAAGAACGAGUCGGAGCUGCUGCGGGAGAAGGUGAACCUGCUGGAGCAGGAGAUCCUGGAGCUGCGCUCCGAGCUGGCCGUGCUCCGCGAGCAGCUCAGCGAGGCCUCGCGGCCGGGCGGGGACGAUGCCCAGGCCCUGCAGGGGCAGCUGGAGCGGCUGCGGGCCGAGCUGAAGGCGGAACGCGACAACAACGAGCAGAUGAGCUGCAGCUUCCAGCACGAGCGGCAGACGUGGAAGGAGGAGAAGGAGAAGGUGAUCCACUACCAGAAGCAGCUGCAGCAGAGCUACCUGCACAUGUACAAGAGGAAUCAGAGCCUGGAGAAGAUGCUGCAGCAGCUGGCGGCGGGCGAGGACGGCAAGGAGCCCAUCGAGCUGGAGAUCCCCGGCGCCGACGUCCCCUACGAGGACAUCAUCGCCACCGAGAUCUGAGCCGCUGUCCCCGCCCAGCCGAGCUGUGUCCCCCCUUCCCUCCGUCGUGUCCCAGAGGUGACAAAGCCACUCGUGCCCAUGGUGACGUGCCCACAGCUCCCCCGCCCCGGCACCGCCCCCGAGGAGGGCAGGGAUCAGCACUCCAGGGAAUGCUCCGCCAUCCGCGCCCAGCGCCCAGGGGUGCUCUGUGCCAGGCUUGGGGAACACGGCCUGGCCCUGCUCUGGGGGUGGCACAGCUCCUGGGAUGGCAGAGAUCCUGGGAUGGCAGAGCUCCUGGGAUGGCAGAGUUACAAGGAUGGCACAGCUCCUGGGAUGGCCCAGCACCGUCCUGCCUGCUGAUGGUGGCAGGAAUCAGCCCCAAUGUGUGCCCAGUUCCUGGGAUGGCAGAGCUCCUGGGAUGGCACAGCUCCUGGGAUGGCCCAGCACCAUCCUGCCCGCUGAUGGUGGCAGGAAUCAGCCCCAAUGUGUGCCCAGUUCCUGGGAUGGCAGAGCUCCUGGGAUGGCAGAGAUCCUGGGAUGGCCCAGCACCAUCCUGCCCGCUGAUAGUGGCAGGAAUCAGCCCCAAUGUGUGCCCAGCUGCCAGGAUGGCACAGCUCCGUCCUGCCCGCUGAUGGUGGCAGGAAUCAGCCCCAGCUCCCUGGAGGAAGCUCCCGCUCCUCCUCACCCCCCGUCGGCGCCGAUGCCAGGGCGCCGUGAGAGCACUGAGCCACCUCCGCCACUGCCACAUCCACCCUGCCAGCCCCUGAGGGCCUCAGGAAGGUCCCCACCUGCUCACACCCCCCGGUACAGCCCAGCCUCCCAAAAUCCCCCUGAAAUCACCCCAAAAUCCCGUUCAGUCCGAGCACAGCCUCCCUGCACCGCACCCACAGCACGCACAGCCCUCCCAGCACUCCCACGGGCUCCGUCCCUGUUCUGGCUGCCACGCAGCAGCUGCACCCAAGAAUUCACAGGAAUGUCCCAGCCAUGGGCUGACCAAGGAAUGGGGUUUGUGCUCACCCCACAGCCCCCUGCACUCACCCCCGGCUGCCUUAUCUCCUCCCGCGCCCCGAUCCCAUGGGAUCCGGCCGAGGGGAGCUGGUUAAACACCCCAAACCAACCACUUCCACCUUAAUUUCUACCCCAGCUCUUAAAAGUUCCUCCUGCCACCGGCAAGUGGCUCCACAGAUGAUGAGUGGCACUGCUGGUGACCCUCGUGUCGCCCUGCGUGGGGAGGGAACCACAGGACCCAGUUUGUGGGGUGGGGGCUCCAGCCGAGACCCCUUUGUGCCAGUGCAAUUCUAUUUUUGCUGCAAUUAUUUACCCACUGCCCCAUUCCAGGGCUCCUGGGGGGUCUUGCACAAUCCCAACGCCGCCAAUUCGGCCACGGGCUCCGAGCUGUGCAAAAUUCCGCGUCCCUCGCGCCACUCCAGCCUGGAAAGUGACACACAGGAACCAGUCUGUGCCUUCUGUGCCCGGCCCUGAGCACCCCAAACCUCUGCCCCAUCUCUCCCAGCUGGGCUUGGCACUGCCCAGCCCGUCCUGGCACUGCCCAGCCCGUCCUGGCACUGCCCAGUUGGAUCUGGCACUGCCCAGCCGGGUCUGGCACUGCCCAGCCAUUCCUGGCACUGCCCAGCCGGGUCUGGCACUGCCCAGUUGGAUCUGGCACUGCCCAGCCGGAUCUGGCACUGCCAAGCCCAUCCUGGCACUGCCCAGCCGGGUCUGGCACAGCCCAGUUGGAUCUGGCACUGCCCAGCUGGAUCUGGCACUGACCAGCCAUUCCUGGCACUGCCCAGCUGGGUCUGGCACUGCCCAGCCAUUCCUGGCACUGCUCAGCUGCUCCUGGCACUGCCCAAUUGGAUCUGGCACUGCCCAGUCAGGUCUGGCACUGCCCAGCUGGGCUUGGUACUGUCCAGGCUGUCCUGGCACUGCCCACCUGGAUCUGGCACUGCCCAGCCCAUCCUGGUGCUGGCACAAGCGAUGCUCACCCCCAACCCGCUGGUAAAGCCAACCUCGGGCUCCUGCGGGUGCCCCCCCGGGCCAGUCAGGGCCAGUCUGCCCAUUCCCUGCCCAUUCCCUGCCCAUUCCCUGCCCAAUCCCUGCCCAAUCCCUGCCCAAUCCCUGCCCGUUCCCUGCCCAUUCCCUGCCCAAUCCCUGCCCGUUCCCUGCCCGUUCCCUGUCCAGUCCCUGCCCGUUCCCUGCCCGGUCCCUGCCCAUUCCCUGCCCGUUCCCUGCCCGUUCCCUUCCCGUUCCCUGCCCGUUCCCUGCCCUUCCCUGCACGUUCCCUGCCCGUUCCCUGCCCAUUCCCUGCCCAUUCCCUGCCCGUUCCCUGCCCAGCCCCGCCGAAGGAUAUUUUUGGAAGCUGAAGGAUCAGGGCCGAGAUUUGGGAUUUUGUGCAUCCCUCAAUGAGCCCGGCAACGCCCCGCUCCCCCUGGCCCUGGUGGCACCGUCCCUGUCCCCACAGUGUCCCCGCGGUGGCACCGUCCCUGUCCCAUCCCUGUCCCUGCGGUGGCACCGUCCUUGUCCCUGCGGUGGCACCAUCCCUGUCCCCUCAGUGGCACCGUCCCUGUCCCAUCCCUGUCCCCUCGGUGGCACCGUCCCUGUCCCUGCAGUGUCCCCUCAGUGGCACCGUCCCUGUCCCUGUGGUGGCACCGUCCUUGUCCCUGCAGUGGCAAUGUCCCUGUCCCCAUGGUGGCACCGUCCCUGUCCCAGCUGUGUCCCCUCGGUGGCACCAUCCCUGUCCCUUCCCUGUCCCCAUGGUGGCACCAUCCCUG
Messenger RNA from Taeniopygia guttata (zebra finch), 4762 nucleotides. RefSeq names its product leucine zipper tumor suppressor 1 (gene LZTS1). Gene Ontology annotation, biological process: regulation of synaptic plasticity; regulation of dendrite morphogenesis. Gene Ontology annotation, cellular component: dendritic spine. Lineage: Eukaryota; Metazoa; Chordata; Aves; Passeriformes; Estrildidae. The record is from RefSeq and is a predicted model, not a curated record.